UCCUGGCCGGGGCGUGAGGGGCUAGGCUGGGCUUUUCCGGAGGUUCUGGAGACCCAAGCCGAGGUCUGUGAGGAAGAUACUAUCGGAGGACCCGCUUCGUGCCACGCCUGCGCAACGGGACGGCGGGCGGGUAGCUCCGCCCCCGAGCCUCGGUUUCCCCUAGCCACGCAAGGGCGCCGGGGUGGGGCACUCAGGCUGCGCCCGGAGCCACGUGUUCUCUAGCCCCCGCUGCAGUCCCACAGCGGUCCCCUGGGCCUUCUGCGCCUUUUGCCUACGGGGAGACUGAGGCAAGGGCGGGCCGCGCGAGGCUGCGGGCAGGGACCUUCGGAGCCGGGGUCUCCCGCCCACCCGCUUUGGCUCGCCCCAGCUGCAGGUUCAGAUGGCGGCGGCGGGGGCGCGGGGCCUGAUGACCUUCGAGGACGUGGCUGUGUACUUCUCCCAGGAGGAGUGGAUGCUCCUGGAUGCUGCUCAGAGAGCCCUUUACCGCCGUGUGAUGUUGGAGAACUUUGCACUUGUGGCCUCAAUGGGACUCUCUACCUCCCGACCCCGUGUUGUUGUCCAACUCCAGCGUGGUGAGGAACCCUGGAUUCCCAGUGGGAUGGACACAACCCUGGGCAGGAGCACCCACAUGAAGCCCAGCCUUGGUUCCCAUUGUCUGGAAGAAGGCAGAAAUGUUUCUGGAGAAGCAGCCCUGCUCCAGGCUGUCCUGAAUAACCUCGGUGGGAUGUCUACUACUGUCCUCCCUGCUACUGGUACAAAGAGCCUGGAGGAACAACAGGGUACCUCCCCAUCUCAGGAGAGAAAACCCACCGGGGUAUCGGUGAUCUACUGGGAACAGCUCCUGCCAGUCUCGGGGAGUGCGGAGGCCAGUGUCAGCCUGAGACUGACCUCCCCCCUGGAGGCUCCCGAGGGCGGCCCAUCCAAGGGGAAGGCCCUCACAGGCCGCCCGGCGCCGGGGAAGCAGCUGGCGCCGGGGAAGCAGCUGCGGGCAGCCCAGCGGCAGAAGCCAUGCGAGCAGCAAGCCUCCUCCAGGAGAGCCUUCCCGAGCAUCCUGGACCUCGGAGUCAUUCGCGCUCGGGGAGAACACCGAGUGGGUGCAGUUUGGUCCGAGUCUCAGAGACUCCCCGGCGCCCAGGAGCCCCAGACCUGGGACGAGCUGGGUGAGGCCCUCCACACUGGCCCCAGCCUUCUCCCAGGGGAAAAGCCCUUCGAAUGUAGGGCGUGCAGCAAAGUGUUUGUGAAGAGCUCCGAUCUCCUCAAGCACCUGCGCACCCACACUGGGGAGCGGCCCUAUGAGUGUGCGCAGUGCGGCAAGGCCUUCAGCCAGACAUCGCACCUGACACAGCACCAGCGCAUCCACAGCGGCGAGACGCCCUACGCCUGCUCGGCUUGCGGCAAGGCCUUCCGCCAUAGCUCCUCCCUGGUGCGGCACCAGCGCAUCCACACGGCCGAGAAGUCCUUCCACUGCGGUGAGUGCGGCAAGGCUUUCAGUCAUGGCUCCAAUCUCAGCCAGCACCGCAAGAUCCACGCGGGCGGGCGGCCCUACGCCUGUGCGCAGUGUGGCCGGCGCUUCUGCCGCAACUCGCACCUGAUCCAGCAUGAGCGCACACACACGGGCGAGAAGCCCUAUGCCUGUGCUCUCUGCGGCGCGGCCUUCAGCCAGGGCUCCUCGCUCUUUAAGCACCAGCGCGUGCACACCGGUGAGAAACCCUUCUCCUGCCCACAGUGCGGCCGCGCCUUCAGCCACAGCUCCAACCUCACGCAGCAUCAGCUGCUGCACACGGGUGAGCGGCCCUUCCGCUGCGGAGACUGUGGCAAGGCCUUCGCCAAGGGCGCAGUGUUGCUCAGUCACCAGCGCAUCCACACGGGCGAGAAGCCUUUUGUGUGCACUCACUGUGGCCGUGCCUUCCGCGAGCGCCCUGCGCUCUUCCACCACCAAAGGAUCCACACUGGUGAGAAGGCCAUGCGGCGGCCCAGGGCUGUCUCCUGCCCACCAGCCAGGCCUCCGGGGGAAUCAUCAGAAGGUGCUUCCGGGAAGGAUGACAAGAUAACUUCUGCCACAGGCCCAGCCACAGUCCUAAAGGCAGCCCCAAAGCCAACUAAGGCCUGAGGCGGCAGCUCUGGCCUUUCUCAGUGUUCUGUGAAUUCCUUCCACAGCUACAAAGUCCAUUUCCUUUGCAGAUCCACAGUGGAGAGAAGCCUUGUGUAUUCAAGCCAGACAUGAGGGAGACUCUUUGGCUUCGGUUCCUUCCACUUUGGCCACAGCUCACAUCUCCAUCCUCCAAGAGGCCAUACCGCAGAGACAUCAGGGAUACAGACUUGGUGCUGGGAUUUUGGUAGGGCCUAUACUAUGCGCAGAGCCAGUGGGAGACCAACAAAGAGCCUUGUAUGGUGAUGCCACUUCAGUAUUUCAUGACUGUGAAACGAAGGUGAGGAGGAAGUGUAGGAAUGGGGUGGGAAUAUCCUAGAGGAAUCUGCCUGAAUACAAAUGCAGUUCAGAAUACAUCCCUCAGGUCUCUGUUUAUCCAGGGCUUCCUUGUCCUGGCCUUUGGCAAGUGAUUGGGCUCUGAGCCUCAGCUUCCUCCUCUGGGAAAUAGAAAAAAGAAAAAGAUUUGGGCCCUUGGAGGGUGGUGUUUGUUAACAGACACCCUGCCUGGCAGGGUCCUAAUAAAGUCCAGGAUAUUUUCACUGCCAUCCCCUGUUGUAGGUGCUAAGAAAGUUCUACCAGCUCUCUUGAGUCCUGUGCUGGUAUCCCCACCUCAAAGAUGAACAAAUUAAGGCACAGGGAGAAGUGAGUCGCCCAUGUCAUACAGCAAAGCUGGAACUAGAACUCAGGUGGAACCUACCCAACAUCCACAUGCCUCAUCCCACAACCCCCUCAUUCUAGUCUACCAAGUGUGAAGGCCUGGCCUGGCUCACUAGCAUAGCAGACUUCCAGAGGUGGAGGCCCAUGCCAGAAUAUGUGGCUUUCAGCAUUGGAAGACAGAUCGAGGAUGCUGGUUGCCCAGCACUCAUUCACAUCUCAUCCAGUCCCUGGCACCAGCUCUUUUAGCAAACCCAAUGUAUGAGGAACCUUUAUAUCUGAAGAAGUAAUGAUAACUUCAGAGGAAGCAAAGUGGGGCUGCUUAUUUUUGCUGGGUUUGGUGGCCAUGUGCCCAUCUGUUUGUUCUCCCACCUUGGUUGGAAGGUGGACAAAAAACCAAGAGGAUUUGGUAUUGCCUGAAACUGUGUGUGGCAGCCUUCAGAGACUACCCUGCCCAGCAUAAUGCCCGUGAACAGUGGGGACAGAUGUGGGGUGGGGCCCAGUUUGCU
This is a messenger RNA of Castor canadensis (American beaver), 3312 nucleotides long. RefSeq names its product zinc finger protein 324 (gene Znf324). Gene Ontology annotation, molecular function: DNA-binding transcription factor activity, RNA polymerase II-specific; RNA polymerase II cis-regulatory region sequence-specific DNA binding. NCBI's taxonomy places the organism in Eukaryota, Metazoa, Chordata, Mammalia, Rodentia, Castoridae. Gene Ontology annotation, biological process: regulation of transcription by RNA polymerase II. The record is from RefSeq and is a predicted model, not a curated record.